Molecule: messenger RNA, 1969 nt
Organism: Periophthalmus magnuspinnatus
Lineage: Eukaryota; Metazoa; Chordata; Actinopteri; Gobiiformes; Gobiidae
Gene: arfip1
Product: ADP-ribosylation factor interacting protein 1 (arfaptin 1)
Exons: 9
Coding region: 268-1779 (503 amino acids)
Biological process (GO): intracellular protein transport; regulation of Arp2/3 complex-mediated actin nucleation
Cellular component (GO): trans-Golgi network membrane
Molecular function (GO): protein domain specific binding; phospholipid binding
Source: RefSeq, a predicted model, not a curated record
CUCUGAGCGGUGACACCCACGGGCCCCGCGGAGGACCAGUCUUUCCGGGAUUGGAGCACAAACUCCGGCGUGGCGCAGCGUGAGAGUCCCGGACGUGGUUCGGCAGCAGACCUGGUUUUGAACGUUUGAUGAUCGAGACUGAAACGAUCCGGAGGAAAACACGAAAAACACGCUCGGCCUUUGGCACAACACGGACGCACAGCUGCCUACGACUGCGGCUAACUGCGGACAGCUAGCGCAAAGAGCUAGCCACGAAACAACACGGGGAUGUCGGAGCUUAGUCUUGAGGCCGAGUCGGGGAGGACCUCAGAGGAGUCUCAGGUGGAUUAUCAGGGAAAUGACAGAACAAAACAGAGCCGGCGUGAAGAACAUGCAGUGGGCAGGGUCAAAGAGGGCGGGGCCAAAGAAGGAAAUGACAGUACAAAACAGAACCUGAGUGAGGAACAUGCAGAGGACAGGGCCGAAGAGGGCGGGGCCAACGAAUUCUACGAGGUUGAUAUAGAGGGAGGAGAAGCAAAAGAUGAGAAGGGACAUAAGAAUGAGAAAGGAGGAGAGGGAGAAAGUCAGAAUGAGAGAGGAGGAGGAGAGAGUCAGAAUGAGAGAGGAGGAGGAGAGACUGAAGAUAGGAUUAAGGUUGAAAAUGAACGAGAAGAAGAGGGGAGCCAGGACGAGAGACAAGGAAGAGGAGGUGGAGGAGGAGGCAGUGAUGAUGAUGGUGGAACAUCAGGAUCUCCAGAGGAGGGCGGAGUUUCAAAGGAGGAACUGGAGGAGGACAUUAUGGCUGAGGACGCACACAGGAGCUCAGCCGCAGAGAUCCCGGUCACUACCAACGGAGAAGUGGACCAGCACCUGGAGGAGGUCUGCCAGAGGGACUCGUACUCCGGCAGCCCUGGAGCUCUCAGCCUGUCCGACUCCUGUGUGGCAAACAGCUUCUCUUCAACAGCAGGGGGCACCGUGGACACUGAAGGUCAGAUGAAAGGAGCACUGGUGCUGUCCGAUGAGCUCAAGAGCCCGGCUCUGGAGAAACUAGAACUGGUCCGAAAAUGGAGCAUCAACACAUACAAAUGCACCAGGCAGAUCCUGUCAGAGAAGCUGGGCAAAGGUUCCAAGACGGUGGACUUGGAGCUGGAAGCACAGAUCGAGGUUCUCCGGGACAACAAGAGAAAGUACCAGCACGUGACCCGCCUGGCCCAGACGCUGGCCGCUCAGCUCACCCACAUCAUGCAAACGCAGAAGCAGCUGGGGGACGCUUUUGCCGACCUCAGCCUCAAGUCUCCUGAGCUCCACGAGGAGUUUGGUUACAACGCUGAGACCCAAAAGCUUUUGUCCAAAAAUGGCGAGACUCUGCUGGCUGCCAUCAACUUCUUCAUCUCCAGCGUGAACACUCUGGUGGACAAGACCAUCGAAGACACCAUGAUCAACAUCAAACAGUACGAGACCGCCAGGGUGGAGUAUGACGCCUACCGCACAGACCUGGAGGAGCUGAACCUGGGCCCGCGCGAUGCCAACACUGUACCCAGGAUCGAAGUGUCCCAGCAGCAGUUCCAAAUCCAUCGAGAGAAAUAUGAAAAGAUGAGGAACGACGUCUCCAUCAAACUCAAGUUCCUCGAAGAAAACAAGGUGAAAGUGUUGCACAAUCAGCUGAUCCUCUUCCACAACGCCAUUGCUGCAUACUAUGCUGGGAACCAGCAGCAGCUGGAGCAGACGCUCAAGCAGUUCCACAUCAAGUUAAAAAUGCCAGGAGCAGACGGGCCGUCCUGGUUAGAGGAGACCCACUAAAUCCUGAGCUCCACAGGCUCAAUGUGGAUACAGCUCAUGGUCCACACAAACUACAGGAUCGUCCUUGUUCAACGUGAUCUGCCUUUGAAACCUUUGAGAACUGUACAUGUUUUAAAGACAAAGACUCUACAAUCUUAUAUUUACACAUCCAGAUCUGAGAAUCAUAAAAAUGCACUUUUGUACUUUCUUU